Molecule: messenger RNA, 2354 nt
Organism: Gaeumannomyces tritici R3-111a-1
Lineage: Eukaryota; Fungi; Ascomycota; Sordariomycetes; Magnaporthales; Magnaporthaceae
Exons: 3
Coding region: 761-2044 (427 amino acids)
Biological process (GO): carbohydrate catabolic process
Molecular function (GO): L-rhamnonate dehydratase activity; magnesium ion binding
Source: RefSeq, a predicted model, not a curated record
CCGAGUCUCGCCUCUCGUUGAUGUGGGUGGUGACAUGUGCGGCAUUACGGUGCGUUGGUAGCUCGAAGGCCUUGGCCGGCUUGGGUAGCGGCCCUUGGCUGUCUUACUCGCCGUCUUGCUACCUCCAUGCUCUGUAUUCUUACAACCGAGACUGCUGCAAGACGCGCGUCUACCUUGCCGGGCACUUAUCACCAACCGCAAGCAACAAGAGCCGAGCCGUGUGGGGCUCACCAUCCAUUCCCCGUUGCAGGGGCAUCGGCGGCUAUCCCGGGAAAGAGCAGCAUUAGUCGUCCUGCUUUUCGGGCUUCCUGCCCCAUAAGUGAACUAAUGUCGGGGCAUCAACCACCGACAUCAAGCCCCCACCUCUCGACCUAACAGAGUUCAAGCUCUGAGCUUCUGGACCAGCAGCAUCCAUCCCUUUCCCUCCACCAUAUUUCACCUCCACGCACCUCCUCUAUGCUGGCUUAACCUCUUUAUCUCGAAUCUGGCAAGGUCUUCCAGAUAGCCUGCAAGGGAGAAGCGCAUGGCUUUGCUCAUAUAAUUCACUUCUAACGAUACCUGGUGGCAUUCUUCUUUUUUCUUGUAGCCUGGGCCGCUGUGAUCUCGCCAUCUGGGUGUUUUAAUUCAAAGGCCAGUCGAACGCGUGGGGUUUGUGUGUAUAACAGGGUGUCUUCCUUCGGCGACUCUGUCCUUCUUACUUCCUGUCCUUUCUCUCUCAUCCAUCAACUUUAUCAUCAUCACCUUACCACCACCCCUCGCCAUGUCUUCCGUCAGGGACUUCCCCACAAUCAAGGAGGUGCGCUCCUUUGUGAUUGAAGGUGUCGGUUCAGGCGGUGAUUACCACAACGUCAAAGGCGGCCACUGGCUGAUCGACUCGCCCAUUUCGACCCCCUGCUCGAGGUGGGAGAAAUACCGCAGCUCGCGGACCAGCUGGGGCAUCAACGUGCUCGGCUCCUUCUUCGUGGAGAUCGAGGCCAGCGAUGGCACGGUCGGCUACGCGACUGGCUUCGGCGGCCCGCCGGCGUGCUGGCUCGUGCACCAGCACUUUGAGCGGUUCCUAAUCGGGGCCGACCCCAGGAACACCAACCACCUGUUCGAGCAGAUGUACAGGGCGUCCAUGUUCUACGGGCGCAAGGGCCUGGCCACGGCCGUCAUCUCGGUCAUCGACCUGGCCAUCUGGGACCUCCUGGGCAAGAUCCGGAACGAGCCCGUGUACAAGCUCAUCGGGGGCGCCACCAAGGACCGCCUGGACUUUUACUGCACCGGCCCGGAGCCAACGGCGGCCAAGGCCAUGGGGUUCUGGGGCGCCAAGGUUCCGCUGCCGUACUGCCCCGAGGAGGGCCACGCGGGGCUCCGCAAGAACGUCGAGUUCCUGCGCAAGCACCGCGAGGCCGUCGGCCCGGACUUCCCCCUCAUGGUUGACUGCUACAUGUCGCUCAACGUGUCGUACACGAUCGAGAUCGCAAAGGCGUGCCUGGACCUCGACAUCAACUGGUGGGAGGAGUGCCUGAGCCCCGACGACACGGACGGGUUCGCGCAGAUCAAGCGCGCGCACCCGACGCUCAAGUUCACGACGGGCGAGCACGAGUACUCGCGAUACGGGUUCCGCAAGCUCGUCGAGGGCCGCAACCUCGACAUCAUCCAGCCCGACGUCAUGUGGCUCGGCGGCCUGACGGAGCUGCUCAAGGUCUCGGCCAUGGCGGCCGCCUACGACAUUCCCGUAGUGCCGCACGCCAGCGGGCCGUACAGCUACCACUUUGUCAUUUCGCAGCCAAACACGCCGUUCCAGGAGUACCUGGCCAACUCGCCCGACGGCAAGAGCGUGCUGCCCGUCUUUGGCGACCUCUUCACCGACGAGGUCAUACCCACAAAGGGCUUCCUGACCACGGCCGACCUGGACAGGCCCGGCUUCGGCCUGACGCUCAACCCUACCGCGCGGUCCAAGAUGAUCCCGGCCAACCUGCUCCUGAAUCCCGCUCCCGCCAAGGCGCUGAUUAGUGGUGACGUCCCAGCCAACGGCGCCAAGGUUGAAGAACAGAAGUAGUGAGAGGCCGGUCGGCGUUUUUGAUAUGGACUUUUUUUAUUGGACUUUUUUUUUCAUCCUAUUGGUUUAGGAGGUGGCAGGCAGUUCGUAUGCAUCCACAUCAUCUCGACAGAAUGAAAACAUACCCCAGUCCUAGCCAAAAAUCCGAGGCAUACUAUGGAUGUCCAGGCCCCUCUGGCAGGCAAUGGGCAAUGACGUGGCGGUGGCCCGAAACAUCAAUUGAAUCUCGCUGUAAAGCACCCCGAGGAUCGCGGGGUCACCCCUACUCGACGAGGCUAAACUCCCCGCAUGACGGCGGAGGCCCCCGCUG